Messenger RNA from Tricharina praecox, 2300 nucleotides. RefSeq lists its product as uncharacterized. Gene Ontology annotation, molecular function: protein binding. The coding region runs from base 363 to 2039 and encodes 558 amino acids. The transcript is spliced from 2 exons. Lineage: Eukaryota; Fungi; Ascomycota; Pezizomycetes; Pezizales; Pyronemataceae. The record is from RefSeq and is a predicted model, not a curated record. Gene Ontology annotation, biological process: endoplasmic reticulum unfolded protein response.
GCAAAGAUGUCGUCGCUCUCGCUCGAUGACGAGAUGACACGGUGGAGACAAAUAUCCGUCGGCCCUGCAGCAAAAGGCCCGAGAACAGCACGUUUCUACUGCUUUGGCAGCCUACCUUAGCACCCGCACCUUUCUUGCUCUCGCAACACGCACUAACCAAAUCCACCCACUACAAUAUUCAAAGCAAACACUGAGCUCCAUAAACAAAUACAACUACCACAGCUACCACAGCUACCACAACUACCGCAAUCAUUCUACGUGUACUCUCCACCUCAAAGUCUACCUCACACACAGCUCCCGAACCCGCCCGACAAUCCAUCUUCAAGCUCACACCAACCCCCUAACCCCCACCCGUAGCCACCAUGGCAAGCACUCCUCCCCCCAGUGCCAACGCCUCCCAGAUCAGCCUCAAGAUAAUGUCGCCUUCCCCCGGCGUGCCCGCUGACCUGGCCUACACGGUCGACGGCAACACAACCAUCAACGCGCUAAAGCUACUGAUCAAAGCCUCGCUGGAAUCCAACCCAACGCUGGAGCAGCAGCGCGUGAUCUACCGGGGCAAGAUACUGGACGGGAGCUGUACUGUCAAGGAUGCUCUGAUCGGAGACCAGCAGCAGGUGCACACGCUGCAUCUGGUCGUUAGUCCUCCGCCGCACGUGUCCACCGCCCAAACCACGACCGCCGCAUUCCGUCCGCAAGCGCAGGCGCAGGAGCCGACUCGAAUCCUACCCUCGACUUCAUCUCGACCUCCUGUUCCCGCGCACAUAGCUAACAAUCCACUGCUACGCCCGUUCACUGGCUUGGUCCCGGGACUGGACCGUGGACCGAUGUCCAUGGGGGAGCUGCGGCAGACAGUGAGAGCUCAAACUGAGAUUCUGGAACGGCUACGUGCGGAGAGGGCAGCUUUGAAUGCCGGAGGAUCUGGAAGCGUGAGUUUUGGGGUGAGCAGCGGUGUAUCGCUUCCGGGUGCGCAGGCGCGAGUACCUGCCAGUGGGACGCGCCCGCUUGGCGGAGAGCCGUCGACGAGCUUUACGGCGCCGGCUUCGGCUUCUCCUACGAUACCAACGCUGGAGCAGCCGGCAGCCAAUCUGGAUGCACCACUGCACAGUGUGAAUCCCACCGCCAACACGCCGCUCUCCCCGCGCCCAGACACCUCCGCGCGCCGUCGCGAACUCCUCGCCGAGCUCCGCCAACUCGACCAAGAAGAGGGCCUCGCCACCGCGCCCCUGCACAUCUCGCAACGAGCCAUCCCCUCCAGCAGCGCCGUCUUCCUCCUCCAAGACCGUCUCGGCCGGCCGCACUCCCUUCUAGUUGGCCCCGUCGGCAGCGCCCAAGCCCCACCCCGCUACUUCUCCAAUCACCUCCCCCCAGCAAUCCCCAACACCGCCCUCCCCCCUCCCCGCUUCAACCCCAACCCCUACCCAAAUGGCGUCCCACCUCCGCCACGGCACAUGGAGGAGCUCCGCCGCGCCCUGUACGCCGAGCACCCGCCGGCCCGCCGCAUAAACCUACAGCACCUGAUCCGCGACCGCGCAGCGCACCUCUGGCUCGCACUAAAACUCACCGUGUUCGUGAUCCUGUUCACCGGCAACGGCGGCUGGCGCCGCACCCUGUACCUCGGCUCCAUCGCCGUCAUCAUCUUCAUCUGGCAGACCGGCAUCAUGAACGACAUUGUGCGGCCGCUCGUCGAGGCUAUCUACCCGCCACCACCCGGAAACAACCCGCAGCAGCAGCAGCAGCACCCACUCAACCCAGCAAAUACCGCCCAGCUACUGAUCAACCGCCAAGAGGACCGCAUGCGCGAUGUGAUCAGGAACGCGGAGCGCGCGGUGAUGAUCUUCAUGGCCAGUUUGGUGCCCGGAUGGCAUGAUCGCCACGUCAAUGCUAUCGAGCGCCAGCAGGAGGAGGUAAGGUCUAGGGAGCAGAGGGAGCGCGAGGAGAGGGAGCAGAGGGAGCGUGCGGAGAGGGAGCGUGAUGACGAUGAGCAGAUGCCCCAGCCGGCCGAGGCGAGGGGCGCGGAGGUCGUCGAGGGCGUGCUGUGAUUGUUUGACUGCUUGUUCUCACUGGGAGGUGGGUUUUUUUGCCAUUUGAAUAGGUAGUCUUUGUUACGUGUGAUAGCUUUGUGGCUUUUUGGCUUUGUGGCUUUGCGGCUUGAUUGGCUUUGUGUGCUUGGCUGGCUUUGUAUUUGAGAUGAUUGUGAUUGUGAUUGUGAUUUACGACUUUGAUGGGAUGCGAUGGGAUGCGAUGGAGGGUAUAGUAGGAUACGUCCUAAAGAAUGCGAUACCAUGGUUUUCAUACAUACA